This is a messenger RNA of Gadus macrocephalus (Pacific cod), 5057 nucleotides long. It is a transcript of the gene sort1b, whose product is annotated as sortilin 1b. Bases 759 to 3224 code for a protein of 821 amino acids. The transcript has 20 exons. Gene Ontology annotation, biological process: Golgi to endosome transport; vesicle organization; endocytosis. Gene Ontology annotation, molecular function: protein binding. The record is from RefSeq and is a predicted model, not a curated record. Gene Ontology annotation, cellular component: Golgi apparatus; membrane. Lineage: Eukaryota; Metazoa; Chordata; Actinopteri; Gadiformes; Gadidae.
AUACAUUCUUACAAAUGAAUGAAUGACAAAUAUAAGACGCAUAAUUAAUUGAUUAGACGCAUAAAGAAAUGCGAAUUACACCAUUAACUAAAUAUUUACUGCACCGGUCUUCGACUCAACCAAUCUUGACAACCCUUUGACAGCAGCUGGUCAAAUCGUUCGCUCCGACUCCAGCCAAUCGGAAGAGUCCAUACGUGGGUCACGUGAAAUCCUGACAAAUCCGAGCGUCGUUAUCCUGCCAAGAUGCAUGUCCCAUGGACGCAAUUUGAGGGAACCGUAUAGUCCAUCACUUUGGCAAAGGAGUAACUCAACGCGAAUAACCGGCCUGAACAUCGCAUACACAUUUCUUUUGUGCGUUUUUUGGGCAUCCGUCUGCUCGGACUAAUGCGGCGUUUCAUCUGCUUCACAUCCGAAAGGAGAGGUUUCACCUGCCAGCUUUGAGUCGUCUGUGUGACCCGUGCACACAAAGCCCGCGAUAGCUCCGCUGUCAGGACUACUGUGUGUGUGUGUGUGUGUGUGUGUGUGUUUGUGUGAGUGUGUGUGUUAGAGAGUGUGUUUGAUAGUGUGUGUUUGUGUUUACCUUUGUGGUUGUGCGUAUGUGUGCGUGUGCGCGCGUGUGUUAGCGCGUGUGUGUGUGCGCGUGUGUGUGUUGUCAGCAGUAGCGAAGCAGCAGCGACCAUCAAUUUCUGCGCAACAUUAGGAUAAAGCGCACUGUCGUAUUUUGUGUGUGAAAUCUUGCCAUUGGCACACAUUGAACAAUGGGACUUUCGGGCUACUGCGUGUUGUUUUUAUUUUUCACUUUCGCAGUGGCUCUAGAUGUUCACCUAGAGCGCCGAAACUUACGGCAUCAUGUUUUUGUGAGAAACUCUGACAUGGAUAAAGGAUUCCGGGUUUCAAAAAGGUCUCUUCCUGCAUGGCUUGCACCGACCAACCAGCACACGAUAAACAGACGGAGCGCCGACCAAGGAGACACCUGUGAAGCGCUACAAGGAUAUGAAACCAAGUUGGCUGCCAACACCCACAGUCACAUCUUCAACGACCUGAGCGGAUCUGUUUCACUGGCCUGGGUUGGAGAUGGCACAGGGGUCAUUCUAGCGCUGACCACCUUUCAAUUACCGUUUCUCAUGAUCAAAUUUGGGCAGUCAAAACUCUAUCGGAGUAAUGACUACGGGAAAACUUUCCUGGAUGUGACAGAACUAAUUAACAACACGUUCAUCCGAACAGAGUUUGGAAUUGCCAUUGGCCCUGAGAACUCGGGGAAAGUCAUCAUGACUGGAGAUGUGUCCGGAGAACAGGGAUAUCGUAUCUUUGCCUCUGACGACUUCGGGAACAGUUUCACCCAGCAUGACCUCCCCUUCAUCCCCGUGAUGCAGAUAACCUACAACCCUCGCGAUGCCAACGUACUGCUGGUUACCAGCAACCAUAAUCAGUUGUGGUUGUCCAAAGACUUUGGCGUGAACUGGGUGAAGAUCCAUGACAUGGUGUGCAUGGUGAAAUGGGGGCCGGAAAACACCAUCUUCUUCACCAGCCACCCCAACGGGUCUUGCAUGGACCGAGGGAUGUUGGAUCUGAAGAGGACGACCGACUAUGGAAAGACCAUCAAGACCGUGGCAAACAACAUUUUCUCCUUUGGACUCGGUGGACGCUUUCUAUUUGCGUCUGUAAUGACUGGCAAGGGCACCUUGAGGAUGAUUCACGUUUCGGUGGACCAGGGAGAGCUGUGGAACAUGGCCCAGCUGCCCCCUGUGGGCCACGAAGAGUUCUACUCCAUCUUGGCUGCCAACGAUGACAUGGUGUUCAUGCACGUUGACGAACCAGGGGAUUCAGGAUGUGGCACCAUCUACGUGUCAGACGACCGGGGAAUCGUGUAUUCCAAGUCCCUGGAGCGCCACCUCUACACCACCAUAGGGGGCGACACCGACUUCACCAACGUCACCUCCCUCCGGGGGGUCUUCAUCACCAGCACCCUGGCUGAAGAUAGCUCAGUGCAGUCUGUGGUGUCCUUUGACCGGGGGGGUGAGUGGGUGCCCCUAAUGAAACCAACCAACAGCAGGUGUGAUGCUACGGCCAAGGACCCAGAAAAGUGUAGCCUACACAUCCACGCAGCCUACAGUACCUCCAAGCAACUCGGCGUCCCCAUGCUGCCUCUGUCUGAGCCCAAUGCUGUGGGUCUCAUCAUAGCGCACGGCAGCGUUGGUGACUCCAUCUCCGUGAUGAACCCUGACGUGUACAUUUCCGAUGACGGGGGCUACAGUUGGUUCAAGGCCCUCAAUGGGCCCCACCACUACUCCAUCCUGGACUCUGGCGGCCUGAUUGUGGCCGUGGAACACAGCCCCACCAAGCCCGUCAACCAGAUCAAGUUUUCUACGGACGAAGGUCAGUGCUGGGGCGUGUACAACUUCACCAACGAGCCAAUCAUGUUCACCGGCCUGGCGUCGGAGCCCGGGGCCCGCUCCAUGAACGUCAGCCUGUGGGGCUACAGUGACUCGCUCUUCAGCCAGUACUGGGUCUCCUUCACCAUCGACUUCAGAGAGCUGCUCACCAGAGAUUGUGGCGAUAACGACUACGUGCCGUGGUUGGCGCACUCGGAUGACAUCAGCGAUCGUGACGACGGCUGCAUGCUGGGCUACAAGGAGAAGUUCCUGCGUUUAAGAAAGGACUCUGUGUGCUUGAACGGACGUCAAUUCAAGGUCAACCCCGAGCCAACGCCUUGCUUGUGCACCCUGGAUGACUUCCUCUGCGACUUUGGUUACUUCCGGAAGGAGAAUAGCUCUGAGUGUCUUGAGCAGCCCGACCUCAAAGGUCAGGACCUGGAGUUCUGUCUGCACGGCAAGGAGGAGAAGCUGAUGACCAGCGGCUAUAGAAGGAUCCCUGGGGAUAAAUGUGAGGGGGGGGAAACCCCCGCUCGCGAGGAGAUAGACCUGCGCACGCGGUGUGUCAGUGACAUGGUCGGGCCUGAACUACAGUCAGAUGUGCUCAAGUCCUCCAGUUCGGCGGCCAUCAUCGUCACGGUGACCAUCGUCAUGUUGCUGAGCAUCGCGGCCGGUGCGCUCUUCAUCAAGAAGUAUGUCUGUGGUGGAAGGUUCCUGGUCCACCGCUACUCUGUGCUUCAGCAGCAUGCGGAGGCCAACGGCCUCAACGGGGAUGAGCCGCUGGAGACUGACCACACCCCCAACGGCAAGAUCGAGUUCCACAACGACUCUGAUGAGGACCUGCUGGAGUAGCAGACCAUGCCUGGAGAGCAGCAGACUUGGGAGUGUGCAGUGGCCUGUUCAUCUCUCCAGCCCAGCUACGGUUUCCUUUCAUCUUUAAUGUGACCUUUUGGCCUCUACCGAAAGCCUAAAGAGUUGGUGUUACUUUGCUGUGAAGCAUGAGGUAAACACAGAAUGAACCGGGGUUCCCUGGGGUUGGUGCCUCGGUGAAGGGCGAUUUGGCAGAAGAGAGGGUAGCGUUGGAAGUGUCACACUGUUGCUAUUGAUUCCUACUGAUUUGAUAAUUGAUUAAGCUUAUUAGUGGCGAGGCUUUGUUUUGUUGUUUUGCUUGAGAAUGGCUGGACAAUACAGUGAAUUAAUGGCUGCUGUGAACAAGAGCCAGAGCAAUAGCGUUGUACUUUCCGAGCGGCAAAGCUACCAGGCGUUGUUGUUUCACCGGAGAAUGAUUCUAAUACUACUGACUUCUGUUGAAGGUGGUGUGAUGUGUAACUAUCCCUUUUCUCUUCAUGCACUUGUAUAUAAACCUUAUUUUUCAUCUUUUUCACGUUCCAGGAACACCUGAAAUUCAUUUUGCUAAAUGCUUUUUACGGUUACUGGUUAUUAUUGUGGCUUAGGUACCAUUUCUUCCCGCCGCUAAAGCCUCGAUUUUACUUGUGCUUUUGUUUUCCUCACAGUGAUCAUUGCAGGCAAAAACUAAGUCCCUUUAGUUGGAUAGCAAUAACAUGUUUAAAUAUAUAUAUCAUCCACAUUCACGGACAUUAUUCAUAACUGAUCUAACUGAUGUUUGAAUUCAGUGUGGAUCAGUGUGUAAACUAGUAUGUAAGUGUAAUACCGCCUAAAGCACAAACUCCUUUGAACACAUUUGUAGUUCCAUAUUCCUUAAAAUAGUCGUACAAAUGUAACUGUAAAUAUUAGUAAUGUAACAUAAUUUGUUACACAAAAAUGUAUCUUAUCACCGCCUAAGCAGUUCUUUGCAAAUCAGCCAAAUCCUGUUCUACACAUGACACACAAAAAAACUACAAUAAAACAUUGUAUGGCGGAAACUUAGAAUAAGUAAUAAGCACAUUUAAUAUCUUCCGCUAUUUUUACAUCAUGUUACUGUGAAAGUAAAUGAAGCAAUUGAUUUAGACAAAUAGAACUAAUGAAAUAAUGAAUAAUAUAUGAAUAACCAUUAGUAUAAGCUGACACAACACAUGAGCUGAAUUUAUUCUGUGAAAAUAUAGGACUAAUCAAAAAUUCUAAGUGGACCUGUAUUUAUGAACGACGACCGGGUUCAGAAUGCAGUUGUGUGCCACAUAUUUCAUAGCAAGUGCUUGGUGCAGUAUAUGACUAGAUCAACUGGAUCAGACUGGCUCAUGAAUACAACCAGUUACAUCUAAACUUAAAUAGUAGUUGACGUAUUUAGGUAGAAAACGUAUCUAAACAAAAUAGACGCUCAUUGAAGUCCAUUGCAUGUUUAUUGACAAGAAGGAAUGUUUGUCUUUAUAGGAUUAAUCAAGAAGCAACCCGAACAUGUGUUACCAUGAGACGAUAAUUGUGUCGGUACCAAACUGACAUUGUUUUAUAGUCUGAAUGUUUGAAGGGCCGACUUUAAAAAGCAGGGAAAUGUGUAAUGUUUUGGCAAUAAAAUGAAUAAAGGUACAUACAAUACUGUAUUUGUAUUUAAGUAAACUGAAUAAAGCUGUAGUGACAUCUACUGUAUAAAAUAAUACAUCAUUGUGAUGGUUACUGUAAAUAUACUCUGCACAACGAUACAUCUUUGUACCUGUUUGUUUCUCUCUUCUUAAAUGUAUAUUUGAUGCAACUUGCUUUGGGAUGAACAAUAAAUGACCAUGGUACUUCUGA